Molecule: messenger RNA, 957 nt
Organism: Diplodia corticola
Lineage: Eukaryota; Fungi; Ascomycota; Dothideomycetes; Botryosphaeriales; Botryosphaeriaceae
Product: riboflavin biosynthesis protein
Exons: 1
Coding region: 1-957 (318 amino acids)
Biological process (GO): riboflavin biosynthetic process
Molecular function (GO): 5-amino-6-(5-phosphoribosylamino)uracil reductase activity
Source: RefSeq, a predicted model, not a curated record
AUGCCGUCCCCACCGCCCAAAGCCCGCGACGCCCUCCACUUCGCCGCCUCCUCCGCCGCGGCAAUAGAACCGUACCUGCCCCCUCGCACCACCGAUCCCACUUCCACUUCCUCUCCCCCUCCUCCCCCUCCCCCUCCUCCUCAAUCGUCGCCAUCGCCAUCGCCAUCAGCAUCGCCGCCGCCGUCCUCCCCACUCAACCGCCCCUUCGUGACCCUCACCUUCGCCACCUCGCUCGACAGCGCCCUCGCCCUCGCGCCCGGCACGCAGACGGCCCUGUCCGGCCCCGCGUCAAAGGCCAUGACGCACCACCUGCGCUCGCGGCACGCGGCCAUCCUCGUCGGCGCGGGCACCGCCGUCGCCGACGACCCGUCGCUCAACUGCCGCAUCGAGGGCGUGGGCGGGUACGGCGGCGAGGAAGGCGAGCCGCUCGCGGGGCAGCCGCGGCCCGUGGUGGUGGAUCCGAGGGGGAGGUGGGAUUUUAGCGGCGGGGAGGACGGCGGCAAAGGGCUUGCGAAGGUGUUGAGGUUGGCGGGGGAGGGGAGGGGGAGGGCGCCGUGGGUGGUUGUGGCGGAGGGGGUGGGGGGGAGGGCGCUGGGGAGGAGGAGGAGGGAUGUGUUGGAGGGGUGUGGGGGGCGAGUGUUGGAGGUUAGGGUUCGGGAGGAGGAUGGGCGGAUGGAGUGGGGCGAUGUGCUGGGCCGGCUGGCGGCCGAGGGGAUCGAGAGCGUCAUGGUGGAGGGAGGGGCCGGCGUGAUCAACGCGUUGCUGGAGCCGCGGAACGUGGGGUUGGUGGAUUCGGUCAUCGUUACGGUGGCGCCGACUUGGUUGGGGCAGGGUGGCGUGGUGGUGUCGCCGCCGAGGAGGGUCGACGGGGAGGGCAGGCCGGUGGCGGCGGCCAGGUUGAAGGAGGUCAAGUGGUGCCCUCUGGGCGAGGAUGUGGUGCUGUGCGGAAGGCUGUAG